AUGUCUGAACGAAUAAAUGGCGACGCAGAGGAUGACCGUGCAGGCCUUCUCCCCGCUGCCUACUAUUCCCGCAACCGCCCAGAGCCAGAGACCGUGACCAACUUGAUCAAGCGCGUACGCGCGCUCACACUCAAGCUAUUGCCAGUGGAAGUGUCGCCAGAGAGCAUUGAGGAUCCAACGAGCAGGGUCAUUACCCCGCAGGUCAUCGAUGCAUACACCCGAGCUGCAGGAGACUUCGUGCAAGCAUUGCCAUAUGCCUUGCUAAGGGCUCGGAAAGAGUUCAUGUGGGAUGCCAAUACGAAUCCUGCGGACUAUGGAGAGAACCUGGGAAGGGCUAUCGCAUGCGAAGUCCUCGCCCGUCGCGUCAUUCAUCUAGCUCCGCCCGACAAGACUGUCGUCAUGCUGUCCACCCGAUUCAGAUUCAAAGAGGUCGAUGAGGAUGACAGCGAGAAAGCGAGUGCUCUUGAGCUGGCUAUCGAUUCUCACUGUACAAUAUUUUUGUCUUCGACGGAAGCACAGGACAUUAUCAACUUCCUAUGGCGAGGACAGCUUGUGCAGAAGCAUGAAGACGAUCAUGAAAUUGAUUUCGUGCCGUACAGGCAAUAUGGCUAUGACGGCUUCUGGGCUCAUUUGAGCCCUGGACGCCUCUCGGUACCAAGAUACCAAAACAUCUUCCGUAUCGUAGUUUGGAUAUUAUUCUUGUUUGCGUACUCUCAAGCAGUGCGUGAACCGUUAGACAAGCUAAACCCCGAGCAUUCCGAAUUGGACUUCUGGGAAGUCGUCAUGUACGUCCUCGGCCUCGCGUUCUCCUUCGACGGUGAGUCACUCUUCAAGCUCCUCCUGUUCGUCUCAUGGCGCACGCUCGGAUUCUGGGACAUCAUUAGCGUGACGACCGACUCGCUCCUCACCGUCGCCUUCGUGCUGCGCGUCGCGGGGAUCUUCUCCGUGGAGCCGCAGAGUGUGACGUUCCGUCUGCGCGCGUUCCAGUUACCCUAUGCUCACCAAUGGCGUGAUGCAGAGGUCAUACCGAUAUUCGAUGGGUUCCAGCCCGUGGGGACGAUGCAGAUUUGCGUCGCGCGCAUGCUGAAGGAGUCGGGUAUAUUCUUCGGGGUGGGUCCAUCCUUCGGGAUACUCCUUGGGUCUGCUCGGCAUCGGGUUCUUGCAGGGACUGUAUGCAUAGACGCUGCAGACGGGCAGAACGACCAUGCGUAUGAGGUUGUGCAUGUCUUGAUCCAGGCGUUGCUACAGUCACCGAAUUACGACAUGUUCGCUAACAGCACUGCGGGACAAUGGCUGUACUACGGCUGGAACAUUGCGACCGCUGUCAUCCUCAUCAACGUUCUCAUCUCGCUGUUCUCAUCGGCGUAUGACGAUGUUGUUGAGGACGCUGCUGCGGAGUACCUCACGUACUUUGCUGGUAAAGUUGGCGGUAUGAUUCGUGCACCUGACGAGUAUGUCUAUCCCGCUCCGUUCAAUAUCGUCGAAAUCCUUCUCGUCGCGCCUCUCGAAUUCUUCGUGAGCAAGCGAACAUACGACAGAGUCAACCGCUGCGUCAUGAUGGUCCUGUUCUUCAUCCCGCUCUGCGCCAUCGCUCUGUACGAGGCCGAGCUGGACCCAUCCAAGAACCGGUGGAUCCGCGACUUCUUCACACAUCCAGACGAAGGCGGCGAGGACACGCCCGAGUUCGAGGACCCGGGCGUGCACCCGGGUGACCGCGCAAAAGGCCUCGAGAUUAGUAGAGUGCCAUUUGAGGAGCUUGUGAAGGCGUUCCCGGAUACGACGCGGUCGAACGAAGCUUUGAUGUUGAACGAGAUCGAGAUGAUGAGGGAGCAGAUGAGAGAGCUGAAGGAACUGUUGCUGGCGAAGCGGUGA
Molecule: messenger RNA, 1872 nt
Organism: Fomitopsis serialis
Lineage: Eukaryota; Fungi; Basidiomycota; Agaricomycetes; Polyporales; Fomitopsidaceae
Exons: 22
Coding region: 1-1872 (623 amino acids)
Source: RefSeq, a predicted model, not a curated record